AUGACGGAACAUAAUAAUUCAUCAUCAUCGUCAUCAUUAUCAAAGUAUAACAAUAUGAAAUUUCAUCAUAAAUUACCAUCGUCGCCAAUUAAAUGUUUACCAUUUCGACAAAAAUUAGAAUAUAUUCCAUUAUAUCCAAAAACAAAUCGACCUUUAUCACCAAAAAUAAAAACAAUGUCAACAAAACGUUCUUGUUCAUUUUUUAUUACAGAUAUAUUGAGAGAAGAAAGCAAUGAUACAUCGUCAAUUAUAAGUCAACAUGAUGAUAAUAACAAUAUUAACAGUAAUAAUCAAAUAUCAUCAUCAAUUUUGAUCAACAGAGAUGAUAGUGAUGAUAAUGACGAUAUUGAUAGCGAAUCUGAUUUGGGUGGAACGAGUGCCUCUGAUGGAUCAAUUAAAACUAAAAAACCACGUAAAGCACGAACAGCAUUUACCGAUCAACAAUUAAAUUGUUUAGAAAAAAGUUUUGAAAGACAAAAAUAUUUGAGUGUACAAGAUCGAAUGGAAUUAGCAUCACGAUUAAAUUUAUCUGAUACACAAGUGAAAACAUGGUAUCAAAAUAGAAGAACAAAAUGGAAACGACAAGCAGCGGUUAAUUUAGAAUUUCUUGAACAAGGAAAUAUAGCAGCCGUUCAUCGUUUAUUACAACAUGGUCCAUUGUGGUAUAGUCCGUAUUUGAAUACAGACGCUUUUUAUGCACAACGAGCAUUAUUGUGCAGUAGUUUAUCACAAUCAACUUCGACAACGGCAACGCCUUCUAAUAGAGAAGUAUCACCUAAUUAA
Didymodactylos carnosus is the source of this 783-nucleotide messenger RNA. The record is from the annotation of a GenBank genome assembly. Lineage: Eukaryota; Metazoa; Rotifera; Eurotatoria; Philodinida; Philodinidae.